AUGGAUGACGCUGCCGUCCUCAAGCGACGAGGCUACAUCAUGGGGAUAAAUUUGGGAGAGGGCUCAUACGCAAAAGUCAAAUCCGCUUACUCUGAGCGCCUAAAGUUCAACGUGGCGGUCAAGAUCAUCGACCGCAAGAAAGCCCCCACAGACUUCCUGGAGAAAUUCCUUCCCAGGGAAAUUGAGAUUCUGGCCAUGCUAAACCACCGCUCCAUUGUCAAGACCUACGAGAUCUUUGAGACAUCAGACGGCAAGGUCUACAUCGUCAUGGAGCUCGGGGUCCAAGGAGACCUCCUUGAAUUCAUAAAAACCCGGGGAGCCCUGCAAGAGGAUGAUGCUCGUAAGAAGUUCCACCAGCUCUCCUCGGCCAUCAAGUACUGCCAUGACCUGGAUGUCGUCCACAGAGACCUCAAGUGCGAGAACCUUCUCCUGGACAAGGACUUCAACAUCAAGCUGUCUGACUUUGGCUUCUCCAAGCGCUGCCUGCGGGACGAAAGUGGCCGACUGAUAUUAAGCAAGACCUUCUGUGGGUCAGCAGCAUAUGCAGCCCCCGAGGUGCUGCAGGGCAUCCCCUACCAACCCAAAGUGUAUGACAUCUGGAGCCUUGGCGUGAUCCUCUACAUCAUGGUCUGUGGCUCCAUGCCCUACGAUGACUCCAAUAUCAAGAAAAUGCUGCGCAUUCAGAAGGAGCACCGUGUCAACUUCCCACGCUCCAAGCACCUAACAGGAGAAUGUAAGGACCUCAUCUACCGCAUGCUACAGCCGGAUGUUAACCGGCGGCUGCACAUUGAUGAGAUCCUCAGCCACUGCUGGGUGCAACCCAAGGCACGGGGUCUAUCCUCUGCAGCCAUCAAGGAGGGGGAGAGCUCCCGGAGCAUUGACCCGCAAUGGACCCCUGAACCUGGCUCUGACAAGAAGUCUGCCACCAAGCUGGAGCCUCGGGAAGAGGCUCGAGCUGAGGCACGACACGAGACACGACCUGAGACAAAACCUGAGGAGGAUACAGUGCAAGUGGCCAGGCAAUCAGAGACCCUGGGCUUCAGCAGUGAGCAGAUGAUCAGGGAAUCAGAGGAAGGGCCUCCCCAACAGCCUCCAGAGACACACACCUAG
Urocitellus parryii (Arctic ground squirrel) is the source of this 1110-nucleotide messenger RNA. It is a transcript of the gene Tssk1b, whose product is annotated as testis specific serine kinase 1B. Gene Ontology annotation, biological process: microtubule cytoskeleton organization; protein phosphorylation; intracellular signal transduction. The record is from RefSeq and is a predicted model, not a curated record. Gene Ontology annotation, molecular function: ATP binding; tau-protein kinase activity. Gene Ontology annotation, cellular component: cytoplasm. Lineage: Eukaryota; Metazoa; Chordata; Mammalia; Rodentia; Sciuridae.